AUGCCCCGCGCCGGCCGGGCCGGCGAAUCCGCGCGCGCCUGCCUGCUGCGCUGUGGCUUCGUGUGUGUCGCGCGGUCUUGGGACCCGCGUGUGGGGCGGCGCCGAGCGCACCCGGCCUUCCCGCGGGUCGUAGCCAUGGCCUCCCUGCUCGCCAAGGACACCUACCUGCAGGACCUGGCCAGGAAGAUCUGCGUUCACCCCGGCCCCGAGCGGCCGAGGCGCGAGCGCGCUGGCAAAGCUCAAGGCUCAGAAGCUGCUGGACCACCAAAAAAGAAAAGGAAAAAAACACAAAAGAAGUCCCGAGAACGGGAACAGAAGUCUGCAGAGCACAAGGCCAAGCCCGCAGGGGCGAAGUCUCUGGUGGCUUCUGGGGCCAAAAAGCCAGCAGCAGUUAGCAAGACGGAGGUUUCCAGCCCCACAGGAGACCUUGCAGGUGGCCGUGCCACAGAACCUGGCUCUGUCUUUGCCCUGGAUGUCCUUCGACAGCGACUGCACGAGAAGAUCCAGCAAGCCCGGGGCCAGGGCAGCACCAAAGAGCUGUCUGCGGCCACUCUGGAGAAACGGCGCCGGAGAAAGCAGGAGCGGGAACGCAAGAAGAGGAAGCGCAAGGAGCUGCUUGCCAAGAAGCAGGCAGCCCAGGCUCAGGAGGCAGAGGAGAAGGAGGCAGUGGGCAAGGCAGCCCCGGGGGCAACCUGUGCAGAGCCCGCGGAGCCAGCGCUGAUCUUCAACAAGGUGGAGGUGAGUGAGGAGGAGCCGGCCAGCAAGGCCCAGCGCAGGAAGGAGAAGCGGCAGCAGGUGAAGGGGAACCUGACACCGCUGACGGGCAGGAACUACCGGCAGCUGCUGGAACGCCUGCAGGCGCGGCACAGCCAGCUGGAGGAGCUUCAGGAGCAGGAUGCAGGCAAGGCCCAGGAGUUGGAGGCCAAGAUGAAGUGGACCAAUCUGCUGUACAAGGCCGAGGGUGUGCGCAUCCGCGACAAGGAGCGCCUGCUGGAGGACGCCCUGAAGCGCAAGGAGAAGCGGCGGGCCCAGCGGCAGCGCCGGUGGGAGAAGCGCUCAGCGCAGGUGGUGGAGAAGAUGCAGCAGCGGCAGGACAAGCGGCGCCAGAACCUGCGCAAGAAGAAGGCAGCGCGGGCUGAGCGGCGCCUGGAGAAGGCCCGCAAGAAGGGCCGGGUGCUGCCGCAGGACCUGGAGCGAGCCGGCCUUGUCUGAACCCUGUUGUGACCCUCGCCUGGCCCAGUGCCCAGCGUGGGCCUUCCUACAUCUUCCCACCUGUGCCUGUUGUCUCCACGUCCAGGCGCUGUGACGCUGGGAUGCCCCCUAGUUCCCAGACCUUGGGUCCUCAGGAGAGGGAUGUGGUCCUAGAAUCUCAGAGCUACUUCAGAGCUGGGAUUAUGUACCCAUGAGAAUGUUAGCUACAUCCUCAGACCGCGGGGAGAGGUGACCCAGGUCCACCAGCAGCCUCUGAGGUGGGAGCACCUCUUGCAGCGUUUAGGUGGAGGAGGGAACGGGGUAAGGCACCGGAGUGGCCGCCUGCUGUGUGCACAGAAGGCGGAGCCUCAGCCAGCUGCCUUGUUCUGAACCUCAGCGGGCUGGGCAACAGGGAGGGGAGCAGCUGGCUUCGCAGAAGCUGUAGGGACUGGGUGUGAUUCUGAGCCUGGAUGCAAAGGCCUUCUGGUCAACCCUGGCUUCUGCCGAUAUUCUCCGCAGUACCCCACGGCGUCCUCACCGCUCACAACCCAGGGGUUGGGGGCCAUCUUCCCAGAUCCAGGCCUCAUGGCCACAUUCAGGCAGUCACUGGCUUGAGGGUUGUGGCACUGUGGUUGGCACCUGUUGGAGUAAGGUUGACGGUGGCCUGCAGGUACCAGAGGCAUGGGUGAGGAGGCGUUGCGGAAGUGGCUAAGAGACCUGGGCAUUUCUCUCUGUGGAGGUAGAAAAUCCGCCCAGCUGAGCCCCCAUUGCGAAGGGAGCCCCCAGCUGAUGAGAAGUGAGGCAGACGGGCACCAGUGUGCAGCAGUUUACUGUGCCUGAGCCUCUUUGGAGAGGCUGGCUGUGCUGCUCUGUGGAGUCUCAUCUAACGAGAGACCAGGAGGAUGCCAGGGAAGUCCUGGGAUUGCGGGGGCCGUGGCAGCAGAGCAGGGCGCCCUCAGGUCCUCCUUGAGAAAUGCUGUCUGUAAGGGUGGACAGUCAGCAGCCUCUGGGUCCCGGCUGCUUGGUGAGUGGAGCUGGGCUUGAGUACUUUGUCCCGAGCAGGGCUGCUGUCAGGUGCUUGGCUGGGGCCUGGCAGCCGUGGGUGGUGGUGUGGGCUGUCCCCUUCUCGCGCCCUCUGUCCUUCAAGUCAAGACCCCAGUAAACAGCUUGCACCUCUGA
Chinchilla lanigera (long-tailed chinchilla) is the source of this 2370-nucleotide messenger RNA. It is a transcript of the gene Surf6, whose product is annotated as surfeit 6. NCBI's taxonomy places the organism in Eukaryota, Metazoa, Chordata, Mammalia, Rodentia, Chinchillidae. Gene Ontology annotation, cellular component: nucleolus. The transcript has 5 exons. Gene Ontology annotation, molecular function: RNA binding; DNA binding. Gene Ontology annotation, biological process: ribosomal small subunit biogenesis; ribosomal large subunit biogenesis. The coding region runs from base 1 to 1212 and encodes 403 amino acids. The record is from RefSeq and is a predicted model, not a curated record.